AUGAUAUUAAUAUUAAUUUUAGCGAUACCAUAUCUGCCACGUUAUAUGAAACCAGGUCAACCUUGUGUCGUAUGUGGUGAUGAUGCUACCGGUUUGCACUACAGAGCGAUAACAUGCGAAGGUUGCAAAGGUUUCUUUCGACGAACCGUUCAGCAAAAUAUUGUGUACAAAUGUAAAGGCAUUGAACAAUGUGAAAUCAGCAAGUCUUCACGAAAUAUUUGUCAAUUUUGUCGAUUUCAAAAAUGCAUGGACAAUGGAAUGAUGAAAUCUUUGGUAUUAAAUGAAACGGAACGGAUAGCAAAACGGAAAAUGAUAAGUGAUAACCGUGAACGACGGAAGAUGGAACAACUAAGAGCAGUGUUAAGAACUAAUUCAUUAGCUGAUAAACAGGACGAGUUUCAAACUCGAAUUAAUCAAGUGACUGCAAAUUACUGUAAAAUUCUAGAUAGCUCAUUAGAGUAUAAAUUCAAAUCGGAUAUAAAAUCGGAACGAUUGUUAGAAUUGACUGAAUUAGUUACUCAACAAAUACGACAAUUUGCUGAGACAAUCGAAAUCUACGAUAGUUUGAAUCAUUCGGCACAAGAGGAAAUAAUUGAAAAAAGUUGGCUGGUAGUAAAAGUUUUACAAAUUAUCCAUGAAUUCAAUCCUACAGAACGUUGCCUAAUGUUAGCCAACAAUACAACUUAUAUAGCAGCUAAAGGCGAUUAUUCCGAAUUGGAUUAUACGACGAAAAUUUUUGAAAAUUUAAUAAAUUUGGCUGCAAGUUUUCAUUGCAUGCAAUUGGAUAAUCGACAAUUAGCCUUAUUGUCAGCUUUGCUUAUUUACAAUCCGAAAAAUGUAAAAGAAUGCGAGGAAAAAAUUGACAAAGUACACAUGGAAUUAUGGAAAUGUUUGCAAAGCAUUAGUGAAAUGCACGACGACGAUUCAAUCGAUCUGCAUUACUGGCCAAAUCUUCUUGUUCGCAUAUCACAAUUACUUGUCACCGUUACCAAUAUGCGACGGUUUUUUCGAGAUCAAAAUAAUAUUAAUUCAAUAGCAAACAUUCUUCUCUUUAAAUUUUCAUGA
This is a messenger RNA of Brugia pahangi, 1065 nucleotides long. The record is from the annotation of a GenBank genome assembly. Lineage: Eukaryota; Metazoa; Nematoda; Chromadorea; Rhabditida; Onchocercidae.